AUGAAAGCAGUCAGAAUACACGAAACCGGCGACGUGAACGUUUUACAAGUAGAUACCAAUGUGCCAAUCCCAGAAAUUUCCCACCAUCAAGUCCUGAUCAAAAUUGCCUACUCGAGCGUAAAUUUCAUUGAUACCUAUUUUAGAUCGGGAUUGUAUCCUGUUCCAUCCCUUCCAAAGGUUCUUGGACAAGAUGGAAGUGGUAUAAUUGAAAAGAUUGGUGAUCAAGUGCCAAAGGAAUGUGGACUAAAAGUUGGAGAUCGUGUUGCCUUUUCUAGUUCUUCUGGAUCAUAUGCUGAAUAUGCUGCUGUAGAUUAUAAUAGUGUUGCCAAGUUGCCAAGUGAAAUUAGUUUGAAGGAUUCUGUUGCUUGUAUGAUUAAUGGAUUGACAGCUUAUUAUUUGGCUUUUGACAUUCCAAGCAUUAGAUCAGACGUUGUUUUGAUUCACUCUGCAGCUGGAGGUACAUCAAGAUUGCUUGUUCAAAUCAUGUCCAAGAUUAAGAAAUGUAGCACAAUUAUUGGAACAGUUGGAUCUCCAGAAAAGGUUGAUUUGGCUCUCAAAUUGGGUUGUACUCAUGUUAUUCAAUAUUCUACAGAAGAUGUUGUGGAGAGAGUCAAGGAAAUUACCAAUGGGAAGGGAGUGGAUAUUGUCUUUGAUGGUGUUGGAAAGGAUACCUAUCAAUCUUCACUCAAUUCUUUAGGGGUGAGAGGUUUAUUCAUUUCUUUUGGUAAUGCAUCAGGACCUGUUGGUUUAAUUAAUCCUUUGGAUUUAUCAAGAAGAGGUUCAAUUAAUUUUACAAGACCUAAAAUGGGUGACUUUGUAACCACCUUUGAUGAAUUACAAGAGAAGAGUCACAAAUUAUUUUCCUGGGUUUCACAAGGGCUCAUUGAUAUUAACAUUCACAAGGUUUUCAAUUUGGAAGAAAUUAAGGAAGCUCAUAAUGAAAUUGAAGGACGUAAAGCAACUGGAAAGAUUUUGUUAAAAGUUAGUGAAGAAACACCUUGA
Messenger RNA from Naegleria gruberi, 1002 nucleotides. RefSeq lists its product as uncharacterized. Gene Ontology annotation, biological process: cellular response to oxidative stress. Gene Ontology annotation, molecular function: quinone reductase (NADPH) activity. Bases 1 to 1002 code for a protein of 333 amino acids. The transcript is spliced from 2 exons. NCBI's taxonomy places the organism in Eukaryota, Heterolobosea, Eutetramitea, Acrasida, Naegleriidae. The record is from RefSeq and is a predicted model, not a curated record. Gene Ontology annotation, cellular component: cytoplasm.